Messenger RNA from Dentiscutata erythropus, 229 nucleotides. NCBI's taxonomy places the organism in Eukaryota, Fungi, Glomeromycota, Glomeromycetes, Diversisporales, Gigasporaceae. The record is from the annotation of a GenBank genome assembly.
UAGCUCAACAUCAGAAAUAAGUACAAGUACAAGAAGUGAUAUCGAAAUUCAUAAUAAUCCUACCUCUAAAAAAACUAAAUUUGGUCGAAAGGGUGGCUCAAAAAAACGAAGCUGGGUAUGGGAAUACUUCAAAGAAAAAAAAGUAAUUGAAACUGUCCAACAACUUGAUAAGAAAGUUAAUAUUGGGAUUACAUAUGCUGUUUGUCUUGUGUUGAGUAAUUCUGAUUAA